Messenger RNA from Staurois parvus, 375 nucleotides. NCBI's taxonomy places the organism in Eukaryota, Metazoa, Chordata, Amphibia, Anura, Ranidae. The record is from the annotation of a GenBank genome assembly.
GCCGGCCAGUGAUCGCCGAGUAUCUCCGACGGGGGAGAGACCUGUGUGUAAACAAUGCAGAUCUCUCCCCUGUCAGCUCCUGCACACUGCUUUGUAUGGCUCUGCACAGCACAGUACUCCAGCACACUGCUUUGUAUGGCUCUGCAUAGCAGCAUGCGUACAGUGAAACACUCCCAGCACACAGGUAACCCUUUGAUCGCCCCACAUUUUAACCUCUUCCUGCCCAGUGCAAUUAGUACAGUGUCAGGGCUUUUUAUUAGCACUGAUCACUGUAUUGGUGUCACUGGGGAUGUCAGUGACACCAAGUCUGUUCCCCCCCCCCCCCCCCCCCCCCCAGUGUCAGAAUGCCCGGCACAGUCCUGUUAUAAGUCGCUG